AUUUUGUAAAAUCCUAUUUGGUUUUGCUUUCAAAAUUUUCAAGUAUGCAAUGUCUGAAAAUUAUAUGAUUGUAUUUCAAUGGACUUACCUUUUGGCAAAGAACUACCCCAAUUAGAUGUGCUAAUUGUGGGCGCAGGUCUAUCGGGCUUAACGUCUGGUGUCAAAAUAUUAGCUAAAGAGCAUUCGCUUAAUCUUAAAAUUCUCGAUGAGUGCAGCAAACCCGGAGGUCUGCUGGGUACACAGGGUCUGCGAUUUGUCAAUAAGGAGCAGACGGAGAUGAUCAACUUUAUGAGCCAAUUAAAUGUAACACUUAGAGUGCGUGAAGAGGACGAGGGAGCUAACUUGGAACGCUGUUGGGAUCUCGAUCGUGGUCUGCUGGCGGCACCAGUCAAGUUUGAGCUUAGACGUUAUAUCAAUAUGCUGGAUCUGCGAAUGAAGAAGUAUAGCUCGCUGCGUUUUCGAUUUCGCAAGCGAGUACCAAACAUGGAACGACACAUACGCUCAAACUUGUUCUUCGAACAGUCGCGAAAAUUCAUGUUCAAUUUGGUGGAAUUAUUCUCUGGACUGCCCGCUAAUGAAAUCAACUUUGAUGAGUUCAUGUGCCUGUGCAGCUCCUGCGGUGGACUCAGCGUCAUAAUCGAUAUCUAUUUCAAAAUGCCAAAAUCCAUGAUGGAUGUGUCUUGUAAGAAAUUGCUGGAUACCCUGAUUGAAAAAUUACAUGAUAUUGAGAUUCUCAAGAAUGUUAAAGUUGUUAAGGUGAAGCAUUUUAAGGAUUAUGUUGAGGUCACCAAUUCCAUUGGUAAACCGUACACAGCACAAGCUGUAAUCUUAGCCAUUCCUUGGGAAAGAGUUAAUGAGCUUCAGUUCGAGCCUCCGUUACCAAAACAAUACUUUAAGCCGUCAGCGCACAAGGACAGAUCUAAGAAAUUGUUGACCCAAUUCUUUAUGAGGUACACCAAGUCCCACUGGGUAUAUCAAGGAUAUUCCGGACACUUUUUGAGCGUCGAACCCUUUGUGGUUGGCUAUGAAAACCAACCGACUGAGUAUUCUGGCUACAUGAUGCACAGCCCGGAUGAAUCGAACAGCGUGAGAGAAACUGUAUUGGAGAUGUUGGCUGAGAAUUUUGGGGAGGAGAUGCAAAAUCCAUUGGAAUAUCAGGAACAGACCAUGGAGCUAAAUACGACAUUGAGCAGUCCACAGACAAAGCCUUGGCUGCGGGUAAUCUGGUCCGGUUCCUCAACCGUUGCCACCAAAAAUCGUAAUCUCAUGGGUGGAGCAGUGGAGAGUGGCAUAAGGGCGGCAGUUAGUGCACUGUAUGUGGUGCGACCUCAGGUGGUUAGCUGGCGGGAUCUGCAGGAGGUCCAGGACAGAAAACUCUAUGAGGGUAUCAGCCUCAGUCGCGUCUCUGCUCUGCUCAGUCGUAUCAAUCUCUAUAACUUUACCUUCUACAGUGUCUUCGUCAUUGGUCUCGUAUUCUUACUCAACUUUGGCUACGGCCAAUCAGCUUAAAUAUAUAAGUACAUAAUACUUAAUAC
Molecule: messenger RNA, 1535 nt
Organism: Drosophila innubila
Lineage: Eukaryota; Metazoa; Arthropoda; Insecta; Diptera; Drosophilidae
Gene: shps
Product: putative flavin-containing monoamine oxidase AofH
Exons: 3
Coding region: 79-1509 (476 amino acids)
Molecular function (GO): oxidoreductase activity
Source: RefSeq, a predicted model, not a curated record